This is a messenger RNA of Clavispora lusitaniae ATCC 42720, 351 nucleotides long. It is a transcript of the gene YKE2, whose product is annotated as tubulin-binding prefolding complex subunit. NCBI's taxonomy places the organism in Eukaryota, Fungi, Ascomycota, Pichiomycetes, Serinales, Metschnikowiaceae. Gene Ontology annotation, cellular component: prefoldin complex; cytoplasm. The record is from RefSeq and is a predicted model, not a curated record. Gene Ontology annotation, molecular function: protein-folding chaperone binding. Gene Ontology annotation, biological process: protein folding; chaperone-mediated protein complex assembly.
AUGGCCGACAUCAAACUGGACUUUGAAAAGCUCUCGAUGGAGUUUUCUCGACAGCAAAACAGCAUCAACGACUUGGCAGAUGCUCGUUCCAAGCUUGAGACGCAGUACCAGGAAAACAAAAUUGUGCUUGAGGAAUUUGAGUUUUUGAACGAAGACUCCAAAAUCUACAAGUUGACCGGGCCCGUGUUGAUGCCGCAAGACUUUGGAGAGGCCAAGAUGAACGUGACCAAGAGAAUUGAGUUCAUUCAGGGCGAAAUCAAAAGGGUGGAAGACAAGAUCGAGAAGGAGCAGAAACUGAUGGAGGAAACGAGGAAUAAGUUGUUGGCUGUGAGAGCCCAGAUGGGCAACUAA